CAUUAUUCUGUCACAGACCUGAGGUAGUUGGACCUGAGGUAAACCCUCCCAUGUAAACUUUCCAAUUCAGACUUCAAACUUAAGAUUCUGUUUUUGUGUAGUCAUCUAAAAUCAAUAAAACUCUCAAAACAUAAUUAAGAAAUAACGUAAGAUAUUAAUUUAGCAGUCCGUGGUCCAAAAGAUUUUUCCGCCAGAUGCAGAGUGAGACCUCCUGUUUGGUUUUUACCCCGUCUUCGAUAACUGGCAUGCUACUUGACGUUAGCACAGCAGCUAGCUGGUAGUAUCUUUGUUUAUACUUAUUAAACCUACGAAUUCACAAGACACGUUUUGAGAUUAAUUUCUGUGUCACCACUCCUAUUUCGUAACGUUGUUUUAGCUCCUCUUACAGCCCGUUUAGCUUGUAUUAUUCACAGUUAGGUUAUCUAGUAGCAUUAGCUAUGUUUACAGAGCUCAACAGCAUCUUGAACACAACUCCAGACAGCUUCACACAGGGAGAGUUUGUGUUGCUCUCAGACAGACAGAGUGAUGCCUCCUUCCUCAUUCACCACUUCCUCUCUUUGUACCUACGAGCACGCUGCAAAGUGUGUUUUGUGGGUCUGGUGCAGUCCUUCAAUCAUUACAGUGCAAUCAGUCAGAGACUGGGUGUAAGCCUAGCCCAAGCAAAGGAAAAAGGUCAGCUUGUUUUCCUAGAGGGACUGAAGGAGUCGCUGUCUGUUUUGAUUCCUCAAGAAAGCGACUCCGGUAGUCAAGCUAUGGACUUCUUCAGGGAUCCUGCUGUUGGCCUGAAGAGUCUGUAUGAGUUUGUCCGGUCCAGUUUGACCAGUUCUAGUGGCGGGGAAGAGGAAGCAGAGGAGUGGGGACCCCCGGUGUUGCUGGUGGAUGACCUCAGUGUGCUGCUGAGUCUGGGUGUGAGCGUUGGAGCCGUGCAGGACUUCAGCCACUACUGCCGAGCCACAGUCUGCUCCCAGCUACAGGGCAAUGUGGUGAUGCUGGUACGCUGUGAUGGGGAAGAAGAGGAGGACGACGGAGACGAUGAAGGCUCAGAGAGACUUCUGAAGGGCCUGACCCACCAGUGUAGCCUCACUCUUCAUGUACAGGGUCUCCCCACUGGCUACUGCAGGGACAUACACGGGCAGGUGGAAGUGUGUUGGAGGAGGAAACAAGGUGAUGGGCAGCACACACAGAAGAAACUCUUUCAGUACAAGGUCCAUGAUAAAGGAGCCUCCUUCUUCGCUCCUGGGACAUCCAGCGCUGUUCUCUAGUUCCACCUUUCAACAUCCUUGUUUGCCACUUGUCUCUUUUACAUGCGACAACCGACUUAUAUUUUAAUAUCACCAGACAAUACAAAUGUUGAGUGUUUAGCUGCCAAAGUGGUUGGCCAGGCUUUACGUUUGGAUGCUCGCUAGUGUCAACGACCUAGCCUGGACCCCCGGCUGGCUGUCUGGAGGAAGGACACUGUGAUCCUGCCAGCUGAUAGCCUGAUUCCAGACCUCUGAAUCGCUGCACACUUCUCCGAUUUGUUUCCACAACUAUUCAAAUGAGUGAAGUGAAAAUAAAAUGACACUUCAGUCAGAUUAUCAGGCUGGUUUGCUGAAGGUAUGACCACA
This is a messenger RNA of Sebastes umbrosus (honeycomb rockfish), 1607 nucleotides long. It is a transcript of the gene elp6, whose product is annotated as elongator acetyltransferase complex subunit 6. The transcript is spliced from 7 exons. NCBI's taxonomy places the organism in Eukaryota, Metazoa, Chordata, Actinopteri, Perciformes, Sebastidae. Gene Ontology annotation, biological process: tRNA wobble uridine modification. Gene Ontology annotation, cellular component: elongator holoenzyme complex. The record is from RefSeq and is a predicted model, not a curated record. Bases 438 to 1262 code for a protein of 274 amino acids.